Messenger RNA from Penicillium bovifimosum, 924 nucleotides. RefSeq lists its product as uncharacterized. The record is from RefSeq and is a predicted model, not a curated record. The transcript is spliced from 3 exons. Bases 1 to 924 code for a protein of 307 amino acids. Lineage: Eukaryota; Fungi; Ascomycota; Eurotiomycetes; Eurotiales; Aspergillaceae.
AUGGCUGCUUCUUCCGUGUCUAUCUCACCUCGUCCGUCCCAUCAUUCCUUUCCUUCCUUCAGGAAGGUUGACCUACAGGUACUCGCUGGCGAGUACCGGCCUGGUACCCUUUUUAUGUGGGACCAGCUCUGCCUUUUUGACGAGCUGGUUUGGGGGGCCGCGGCACCAGAGAUGUUCGUCCUGGCUUGGGAGCUCUCUGGGCUCCAUACCAACCUGGUCGUGGUCGUGGCCCCGGGCACCGAAAAUGCGUGGAUACUCCGGGUGAUGCUGACGCCGGAGUUCCUGUGGUUCGGUCUCCACUGGGCAGGGUUGCCAUACCCUGUCCAGCUUUCCGACUACUCCUCCAACCUCCUCCCCAUCCUCCACUCCCACCACCUGGUUGCCGCCAUGACCCUCCAUUAUAAUAUGGGGGUCAGCAACCGGUGGUGGGAGCUCAAUAACCAUCUGGGGCUCUACCUCUCCCCUGCGGCCGCCGCGGAGCCAGCCACCGUUCCUCCAAUGGAGGACUUGAUGCCCAUGGAAGGCAUCGAGGUGUCUGUGGGUGUUUCGGCCGCGACCGUCGGCACCUGUGUCCGGGAGUACUCUCCCGGCAUGGAUGUCUGUGAGGAGUUGGGCGUGUCCUCUGCCGCUCCCGCCCCGGCGACGGCCGACACCAGUGUCCGGGAGUACUCUCCCGGCAUGGAUGUCUGCGAGGACUCCGCUGCGUCCUCCGCCCCCCUCCUCCCCCGCGAGCCCCGCUGUUGCCGCUCCUGUCCCCCUGACCCCUCCUGCUGCCGCAACUUCUUCUGCCGCUCCCGGCCCCGCGGCCUCCACCCCAUUACCUCCCUCGCGUUUGAGCUGGCGGGAAGCCGCUCCAUCUCCGAGCCCAUAGCUCUGGGCUCCCGCAAUAGAAGCUGUUCGACGCUGGUCGUCGAUUCUAAUUAA